Mesorhabditis belari is the source of this 1770-nucleotide messenger RNA. NCBI's taxonomy places the organism in Eukaryota, Metazoa, Nematoda, Chromadorea, Rhabditida, Rhabditidae. The record is from the annotation of a GenBank genome assembly.
AUGAGGAUAUGGGUGCUAUUCCUCUUGUCUUUAAUUUGUGUCACCGUUCUCGUUGAAGCCUUCGAUAAUGCUCGACGAAAAGUGCAAGACAAGACAGCAAUAGCUGAAGAGGACGAGGAUCAAAGUGUUGAAGAGGCGGUGAAACCACCAAGCAAACGAGGAGCAUCGAAGAAUAAAAAGUUACACAAAGAUGAGACUGAUGAAGAAGAUGAACCCGUUGAUGAACCAAAAAGACAAGUGAAGAAAGGAAAGAAAAAGGCAAAACAAGAGGAAGAAGUAGAUGAUGAUGAAAAUAAACCCUACCCAAUCUGUCAAACACCUCCAAAGCCGAAAAAGGAGGCUGAAAAGAAAAAGAAUUCGGAAAAAGAUAGCCAAGUAAAAGAAAGUGAUGAGAAGAAAGAAACUGACACACUUGAUGAUGAUUAUGAUGAUGAUGAUGGGGACGCAUGUCAUUGUGAGAUGAAUGAUAUCACUUGUGAUAAUGUCCUUUUCGAGGAUAACAGCAAAUUAGACACGUUGAUGUUGCACUCGGUAAACAAAGACUUCAUCGCUUACACCUUCCGUGCAAGAGACAACACUUUCUAUUACUUGGAAAAGGAUAAAAUCAUUCCUGAAAUGGUUGAAAAUGUUAGAGAAGUGGAUCUUUCAAGGAAUAAAGUGCAAGAGAUCAAAAAUGAAGCUUUCUACAAUUUCAAGAAUAUGAGUGUCUUGAGAUUGGAAGGGAACAAUUUGAAGAAGCUAGACAAAAACGUUUUCAAGGGCGCUCCCGAAGAACAACUCCACCAACUAUUCUUGAACCAAAAUCGUUUCACGAGUUUACUUGAAAAGCCAUUCUCUUUGUUGAAGAACUUGAAGAGAUUGGUUCUCGAUUACAAUAAGAUCAAAGUUACCAGUGAAUUAUUCGAGGGAUUGGAAAAUCUUGAGGAACUCUCAAUGGACUUUUGCAAUUUGGGAGACAAGAACUUUGAUGUGAACGUUUUUGAUAAGAUUCCAAAACUUCGUGUCCUUUCAUUGCGUGGAAACCACUUCACCGAAGUGCCAAGAGCCAUUCAAAAGUUGCCGAAUCUGGAGCUGCUUGAUCUCUCAAAUACAAGGAUUUCAGAAUUCCACGAGAAAUCUUUCAUGGAUGAUCAGAGUCUCAAAGUUCUUCGCGCCGAAAACAUGAGAUAUUUGUGGAGUCUCGAUGAUUGUUCUUUCUGCGAUAUUCCCACUUUAGAGGAAAUUUACCUCUCAAACUCGACCCACUUGUGGAACAUUAAUAAGAAUGCUUUCGGAUAUGUGAAAGGAACAAAGGCAAAAAAUAUGAAGAAGAUUGACCUCACCCAAUGUAAUGUGUCGAUUCUGCAUGAGGAGACGCUUCCUUGGGGUGAAAACAUAGAACUGCUGAUGACAGAGAACCCCGUGAACUGCUCUUGUGACACGACAUGGCUUCUCGAGGAAGAAUAUUAUGCUUUUAAUCAAGAGAAUCUUAUGCCAAAAUGUAAAUACCCAGAAAAAGUCGAAGGAAAGCCACUCCCGGCUGUUCAACAAUCGGAAGUUUGCAAGAAUAUCAGAAGAAAGCAUCAAGGUGGUCGCUUUUUGCAAGCAUUUGUUUUGCUCUUAUUGGUUUCAAUGAUCUGUUUCACUUUCUAUUAUCUUGUCACUUCCGGCAAAUUGAUGAACCUGUUGCGACCAAAAUCUGGCCUUAACCUUCAAUACUCAAAUUUGUCACGUGUUCCAAAUGAUGAGCAACCACUUGAAAGGGAUUUUCAACCAAAACCACAAGAUGUU